This is a messenger RNA of Scheffersomyces stipitis CBS 6054, 1107 nucleotides long. Its product is annotated as peptidylprolyl isomerase. Gene Ontology annotation, biological process: mitotic spindle organization. Gene Ontology annotation, cellular component: cytoplasm; nucleus; protein phosphatase type 2A complex. The record is from RefSeq and is a predicted model, not a curated record. The coding region runs from base 1 to 1107 and encodes 368 amino acids. Gene Ontology annotation, molecular function: peptidyl-prolyl cis-trans isomerase activity; protein tyrosine phosphatase activator activity. NCBI's taxonomy places the organism in Eukaryota, Fungi, Ascomycota, Pichiomycetes, Serinales, Debaryomycetaceae. The transcript has 2 exons.
AUGUCAGAAGCACACGUCCCCGUAAAAAGAGUGGUCUCACCCGCAGACCUUGAAAAGUGGAUCGAUUCGGAUACCUACAACAAUCUUCUCCAGUUUGUCAUUGACCUCCAGGACCUGGUCACCGGUCUUACCAACGACAGUGAAGUGGAAAUUUCAGAAACAACGAAAAAGCUCGUUUCAGUGCUUGAAACAGUUGAUGGUUAUAUUGACAAACAUCCAGUUGUCGUGGAGAAGGACAUUUCACGAUUUGGAAAAAUCGAAUUCAGGGACUUUUACGAUGAGGUCAGCAUAGAAUCCAAGAAUUUCUUAAAAUCAUUGAUCUACCCUGAUACACCAUCUUCGUCAGCUUCAAAUGUCUACUUCAAUGAAUCCUGGGGAAACAGAACUCGUAUAGAUUACGGCUCUGGCCACGAGUUGAAUUUCAUAUGUUUCCUCUUGUGUCUUGAAAAGAUUGGAAAGUUGCAAAAAUCAGACUUCGCUGCUGUAAUUCUCAAAGUUUUCACCAAAUACAUGGCUGUAAUGCGAAGAAUACAGAAAAUCUACUGGUUGGAACCAGCUGGAUCUCACGGGGUAUGGGGAUUGGACGAUUACCAUUUCCUUCCAUUUCUCUUCGGCUCUUCACAGCUUGCCACUCAUCCAUUCAUGAAGCCCAAGCUGAUUCACAACGUGGAACUCGUAGAAAUGUACCAUUCUAAGUAUAUGUACUUUGAAUGUAUCAACUUCAUCAAUAGUAUCAAAACUUUACCAAAGAAUCAGGAUGACAGGUUGAGCAUUAGAUGGCACUCGCCAAUGCUCGACGACAUCCUGCUGGCUAAGUCAUGGCAGAAGAUCAAGGAAGGAAUGAUCAAGAUGUACAAGGUGGAGGUUCUAGGCAAACUUCCCAUUAUUCAGCAUUUCAUGUUUGGAACAUUAAUAGUAUGUCCUGAUGGAAUAGAGGAGCACCACGAACAUGAAGAAGACGACUGUGGCCAUGUUCACACACAGGAAGCCGUAAACACAUGGGGUGACUGCUGUGGAAUCAAGAUACCGAGUGCCAUUGCUGCUUCCGAAAGCUUGAAGCUUCAGGAAAUGCAACAUCAACACCAUAAGCCAGUACCAUUUGAUUAA